GGCAACAUUCAGGUCUUUUAGUAAAUGCACAAAUAUUUUUCUUCGCGUUCUACUCCAUUUCUCCACUCUUGUUGAUCCUCGCAAGCUCGCGUUGCUCUUCUCAUUCUGCAGUAUCCAUUUCACUCUCGCGAAAACCUAGAAACAUUCUUUCUUCUAUGGCCGAAGUCUCGCUUCCUGCCGUUCAACUCGUCGACGGUGACGGCUGCUUCAAUGUCGAGGGUCUCGGCCAAUUCGUCCGCUCCACCAAGCUCCCCGAUUAUGGUGUCUCUUACGGCGUUGUCGCCGUCAUAGGCCCACAAAGCAGCGGGAAAAGUACUCUUUUGAAUCAUCUCUUCGGUACAAAGUUUAAAGAGAUGGAUGCAUCAGAAGGAAGGUGUCAGACAACUCAGGGAAUUUGGAUAGAGAAGUAUGCUGGCAGUGUGCCAUUCAUCAUUGUCAUGGAUUUAGAGGGCACUGAUGGGAGUGAAAGAGGCGAGGAUGACACUGUGUUUGAGAAACAAAGUGCCUUGUUUGCUUUGGCAAUUGCAGAUGUUGUACUGGUAAACAUGUGGUGCCAUGAUAUCGGUCGGGAGCAUGCUGCCAAUAAGCCUCUUCUGAAAAUGGUUUUCCAGGUCAUGAUGCAUUUGUUUGGCCCACGUAAAACUACCCUUCUGUUUGUUAUACGUGAUCAAACCAAGACCCCGCCUGAAAAACUAGAUACCAUUUUAAGACAGGAUAUUCAGAAGACAUGGGAUGCAGUUUCUAAACCUGAGGCCUAUAAAGACACUCCUCUUAGUGAGUUUUUUAAUGUGAAGGUUACUACUUUAUCUAGCUAUGAAGAGAAGGAGGAGCAGUUUAAAGAGCAGGUUCCUGAACUGAGGGACCAGAUUGUCAAUUUGAUAUCUCCAGGAGGAGUAGCUGGAGAUAGACAACGUGUUGUUCCUGCCUCAGGAUUUUCUUUUAGUGCACAGCAGAUAUGGAAACUUAUAAAAGAAAACAAGGACCUGGAUCUUCCUGCUCAUAAGGUUAUGGUCGCAACUGUUCGCUGCGAAGAAAUUGCCAAUGAGAAGCUUGAUCGUUUCUUUGCUGAUGAGAAUUGGUUGUCAUUGGAGGCAGCUAUUCAAGAGGGUCCCGUGCAGGGAUUUAGGGAAGGGCUUAAUGCCAUUCUUGAUACUUAUCUUUUCGAGUAUGACAAGGAAACGAUCUACUUUGAUGAAGAUGUGAGAAUUGCAAAACGUCGAUAUUUGCAAUCAAAAGCAUUGGAUGAGGCUUACAAACGUGUUCCCAACUGGCCCACACCUGCUGUAGCUCCACCGCCCGCUCCCGCUCCUGCCCCAGCUCGUGCAACCUUCUGGUCAGUGGUACCUGUGGCUGUAUCAGCAGCUGUAUCAGUGACUGAAUUGCUUGUUAAUCUCUUCGGUUAAAGUGUGCAGUUAUGUGAUCUUAAUAGCCUGGUUUAAUACACGGGUCUUGACAGGACAGGACAGGACAGGACAAAUCUUCUCUUCUUGUGCAUUCGGUAGUUCGAAUAUUAAACAUAUAAUAGUUUUAUACUUGUACAAACUCACAAACAGACUAUUUAAAGAUGACUGUGUAUGUAAAGUCUGUAUAUCAACUAGUAAAAUUGUAAAAUAUUAUGUGUACAUAUGUUUUUAGAAAAUACCGACAACCAGAAAAAAGAUUUUUAUUA
Molecule: messenger RNA, 1669 nt
Organism: Mangifera indica (mango)
Lineage: Eukaryota; Viridiplantae; Streptophyta; Magnoliopsida; Sapindales; Anacardiaceae
Product: protein ROOT HAIR DEFECTIVE 3-like
Exons: 14
Coding region: 156-1403 (415 amino acids)
Biological process (GO): endoplasmic reticulum membrane fusion
Cellular component (GO): endoplasmic reticulum
Molecular function (GO): GTP binding; GTPase activity
Source: RefSeq, a predicted model, not a curated record